Messenger RNA from Knipowitschia caucasica, 1161 nucleotides. The record is from the annotation of a GenBank genome assembly. NCBI's taxonomy places the organism in Eukaryota, Metazoa, Chordata, Actinopteri, Gobiiformes, Gobiidae.
AUGAAGCCCCCCGGGCUUUUGAAGAUCGAGUUCACUUCCCUCCGCAGGGUUUUUAUCCUCCGCAGGUGGUUCUCCCUCCGCAGGGUGGUUCUCCCUCCUCUGCAGGUGGUUCUCCCUCCGCAGGGUUUCCAUCCCCUGCAGGUGGCCUUCCUUCCUCAGGAUUUCUAUCUCCCAGAGGUGGACGGCUAUCCUCCGCAGGUGGACGUCUUUCUUCCGCAGGUGGACUUCUAUCCUCCGCAGGUGGACUUCUAUCCUCCGCAGGUGGACUUCUAUCCUCCGCAGGUGGACGUCUUUCUUCCGCAGGUGGACUUCUAUCCUCCGCAGGUGGACUUCUAUCCUCCGCAGGUGGACGUCUAUCCUCCGCAGGUGGACUUCUAUCCUCCGCAGGUAGACUUCUAUCCUCCGCAGGUGGACGUCUAUCCUCCGCAGGUGGACGUCUUUCCUCCGCAGGUGGACUUCUAUCCUCCGCAAGUGGACGUCUUUCCUCCGCAGGUGGACCUUGUGGAUGUCCAGCCUCCCUCUUCUCCUCUAUCUUCAUCCCCUCCAGAUUCUCCCUCCUUUCUUUGUCCUUCCCCAGCACCUUCCUCUCCUGAUGUGGAUCCCUCGUCCCCCUCUGCUUCUUGCUCUUCUGUUUUUUCUUCCACAGAUUUCCAGAGCCCUGAGGAGUUCCUUGACUUCUUUGUCCAGACUCUGGAUUCAGCUCCUGCCUCCCCCACUACUUCUCCUCAGGUUCCUCCUAGCUAUGAGCUUAAAGAGUUCCUGGACUUUUCUCUGCAGACUCUGGAUCCAGCUCCUGUCUCCCCCACUAUUGCUCCUCUUCUUUUCCCUCCCAUCUUUGGUGCAGCCAUCCCCUCUUCUCCUGGCACUGCUCCUCCAUCUCCCCUCCUUGCUUCCACCUCACACUCUUUCUCUCCCUCUCCAGAUCCUGAGGCGUUUGUUUUAGGUCUAGAGCUUCCUAAUCUCCCUUCAGUUCCUGUUCCAGGUUUCUGUGAUCCAGGUGACUCAGUUCCUAACACUGCUUAUCCCUCUUGUUCCCGCAAACGUAGCAGGGACGAGUGCACUGCUGAGAACAGCUCCAAGAGGCGGCGCUGCUCCUCUCUUGCCUCUUCUUCUCUGGUCUCCCCUGUUCCCUCUUUGUCCUCCCGCUCUCUUUCCUCCUAA